Molecule: messenger RNA, 656 nt
Organism: Racocetra persica
Lineage: Eukaryota; Fungi; Glomeromycota; Glomeromycetes; Diversisporales; Gigasporaceae
Source: the annotation of a GenBank genome assembly
AAGAGUUAAAUUCACAAAAUCUAUGUGUUGAAACUAUAGAAAACGUUCAAACGAUUAACAUUAAUAAUUAUGAAACCAAGAAUAUUAACGAGAUAAAGAACAAUAAUGAGAUCAACAAUUAUAACGAAGUAAAUAAUACAACAAAUGUAGAAAACAUACAUAAUGAAAUUAUCACUGAAACGAUAGUACAAAAUACGAUCAUACAACAGGUAGUUCAACCUGGAGAAAGACAAUCCUAUUGGUUUGACAAUGUAGUGGCUGUGAUUAAAGAUGUUGAAAAACGAGUAUUAGGUGUAGAUGGAUCAAAUAGAAAGAGCAUAUUGUUUCCCAAUCAUGAUGAUAAUGGAAAAAGAAGGAGUACGCUUUUUUCCAAUUAUGAUGAUGAAGCAAAGAGAAGAAGUACAUUGUCCACUAAUGAUGAAGUUAAAAGAAUGAGUACAUUGUCCACUAGCGAUGAAGCAAAAAGAAAGAGUACAUCGUCCAAUAGUGACGACGAAGCAAAGAGAAGUAGUACACCUUUGUCUGACGAUGAAGCAAAGAGGAAGAGUACAACAUUGUCCAAUGAUAACGAUGACGAAACAAAGAGAAAGAGUGCAUCUUUAUCCAAUAACGAUGAAGUGGCUAAUAAUAGCACUGUAAAAGACGAAAAUAAUUGA